Molecule: messenger RNA, 1851 nt
Organism: Oncorhynchus keta (chum salmon)
Lineage: Eukaryota; Metazoa; Chordata; Actinopteri; Salmoniformes; Salmonidae
Product: homeobox protein MSX-2-like
Exons: 2
Coding region: 130-915 (261 amino acids)
Biological process (GO): regulation of transcription by RNA polymerase II; embryonic morphogenesis
Cellular component (GO): nucleus
Molecular function (GO): RNA polymerase II transcription regulatory region sequence-specific DNA binding; DNA-binding transcription factor activity, RNA polymerase II-specific
Source: RefSeq, a predicted model, not a curated record
AGUUCCACUGGCGCCACGUGAUUAUUUAAGCUAUCCCACACUUGACAGGUCGUGUCCCCAUACUUUGAAGGCCACCUGUUGCUGAGACUGAUAGUCUUGUCGUGUGCCAUUGGUACAUAUUUCGGGGGAAUGUCUGCCCAUGUGAGUUUGAGGGAUAGCAGUUCAUCGGAGGAGGACAGCCGACCGGAGCUUGAGAGGACGAUGGAUGGCCUCAAAACUCAAGUGACAAGACACCAUCAUCCCUUCAGUGUGGAGGCUAUAAUGUCAAGUAGAAAGAUUCACAGUGAGUUUACAAGCAAACCCGACAAUGUCUCUGUGGUUACAUUUUCAAAGACGCAGAACUCUCCGUACCUGUGCAGAGAGAGCUACAGCCCUCCCGCGGGAAUCCGAAAGCACUUUAUCCCACUGUCGCCUGUAAAGUCAGAGUCCUCCGAGCCGGAUGAUUGCGCUCCCUGGGUUAUGAGCCCAAGAUUCUCUGCACAAACGCGGCAGGUAAGUCCUACCUGUCCGCUGCGGAAGCACAAGACCAACAGAAAGCCUCGUACUCCCUUCACCACCUCCCAGCUGCUGUCUCUGGAGCGUAAGUUCCGUCAGAAGCAGUACCUGUCUAUUGCUGAGCGGGCCGAGUUCUCCAGCUUUCUGACCUUGACUGAGACCCAGGUCAAGAUUUGGUUCCAGAACCGUCGGGCUAAGGCCAAGAGACUACAGGAGGCCGAGCUGGAGAAGCUCAAAAUGGCUGCCAAACCCGCGCUGCACCCGGGCUUUACGUUACCCAUGCCCCUGGGAGCACAGCUCCACACAGCCGUCUCCCUCUACGGACAGUCCUACCCCUACCACCGUCCCAUGCUGCCCCUCUCACCUAUGGGGUUGUACGCUACACCUCUGGGAUACAGCAUGUAUCAUCUAUCAGGAUGAUGGAAUAUACUUCUCUGCUCGCUGGACUAUUCUGUUCAUAUUAGUCUUUGACAUGUGGACAUAACUCUUUUUUUAAAUACUAUCUUUUUCUCCUUGCUAUGAAACAACACUGAAAUGUAGUUUUUUUUUUUACACCUGAAGAUACAGCGCCUCAAUCACGAAAGAGCCUUGAAGACUUAAAUUCAUUGUUUUCUGGUGUCUUGUUUUUCUUCUGCUGAUUUGGAUAUCAAGGCCAAAUUAACUAGUGGUUCUGUUUUACUUGAUGUAAUAUAUUCCAAUGCAAAUGUUUAUCCAAUUGCCUCUGAUAUUGACAACAUGUAGUUCAAUUACUUCCAUUCCACUUGUCAUCUAGCUAGCAUAGAAGAUUCAACUAAGGCCCAUAAUUCUGUUCGGUCCCGGGUGGAUCCAAACUUCAGGACUGUCUCAUUUUUACCUCUACUCGACGACAGACAAGUUUGAUUUCCGACUGCUUUCAUCCCAUACCGAAGUCUAAUAAAUUAGUUGUGGGAACUGUCUUUUUUUUUCAUAAACUCAACUAAUUCAAAUGUGUUGCUAUUUUUACGUUAGAUUUGACUGUAGCAACACAUUCUAUCCACCACUUCUGUUCUGUCAGGCAUUUGUAGUCUUCCAUUCAUUUGUGUAUACUUAUUUAUUUUGCUUUCACUCUAAACUUUUAAUGCUGGAAAUGAAUUGAUUGAGUGAUUCAUGUUUCGUAUUUAUAACAUGUAGCUCAAAUGUGGCAAAAGUUUAUACUUUUUAAUCUUUCAUUUAAAUGUUCCUUUGGAAGGAGCUAUACUAUGCAGCUUUAUAAAUACUUUUUAAUCUUUCAUCUAAAUGUUCCUUUGGAAGGAGCUACUCUAUGCAGUUUUAUAAAUACCUUUAAAUGUGGUUAUGUAUGUCAUUCACAAGAAUCCAAUUAAAAACGUUUAAAACAUA